This is a messenger RNA of Penicillium griseofulvum, 1560 nucleotides long. RefSeq names its product Amidase. The transcript is spliced from 2 exons. Gene Ontology annotation, molecular function: catalytic activity. NCBI's taxonomy places the organism in Eukaryota, Fungi, Ascomycota, Eurotiomycetes, Eurotiales, Aspergillaceae. The record is from RefSeq and is a predicted model, not a curated record. The coding region runs from base 1 to 1560 and encodes 519 amino acids.
AUGGCUCCAACUCGAGACGAAAUGCUUUCCCUGGCAAAAGGGCUGUCAUUGGAAAUUCCAGCGCACCAGAUUGCAGACUACGAAGCGCUUCUUGCGCGAACCCAAAACACAUUAGAGCUGGUUGCUGGAAUGGAUGAUUACCAACCUGAACCAAAUCAAACCAUCAGCCCACGGCAAAAUGUCCACUUCCCCCUGCCAGCUGAUAACCCCCUCGGUGCAUGGGCCUGGCGCUUUGAUCUAUCGUCUAAUUCCCCGAGCUCCAAUAUCCUGGAAAGCAAGUCUAUUUGCCUGAAAGACAAUAUUUCCGUCGCCGCCGUACCGUGUUUACUCGGCACCGACACCUUCCGCGACUGGGUCCCGCAUACCGAUGCCACGGUCGUUUCACGCAUUCUUGAUGCCGGCGGCAUCAUCACUGGCAAGGCGGUAUGCGAGAACCUGUCUCGUGGAGCCGUUAGCUCGACCGCCGCAACUGGUCCUGUGCACAAUCCUUAUGCGCGGGAAUACUCGGUGGGAGGCAGCAGUUCCGGGACGGCGGCGCUUGUGGCGAGCGGAGCCACGGAUAUGGGGAUCGGAUGUGACCAAGGAGGCAGUAUUCGCAUCCCAGCUGCCCUCACGGGGCUCUAUGGGUUCAAACCAACAGCAGGGCUGGUACCAUACACGGGUAUUGCGAGCAACGAUGCGAGUCUGGAUUAUGUUGGACCAAUUACAACCACUUGCAUGGAUAAUGCGAUAUUGUUGGAGGCGAUUGCUGGUGCUGAUGGGUUGGAUGAUCGCUCGGGACCGGGAAUUCCCCUCCGUUCAGAAGUACCACGUUAUUCACACUUGCUUAGGGAAGGUAGUGUCGCUGGAAUUAAGGGGUUGCGAAUAGGCAUUUUGAAGGAAGGUCUACCGGCUCAGACUGACCCGAAUAUAGAGGAAAAAUUUAGAAAUGCGGUUAAUGUUUUUGAAAAGCUGGGGGCUAGCCUCCAGGAGGUCAGCGUUCCUCUUCAUUCUCACGGAAGAUCAGUGUAUUCUGUGGUCAGCAAGAUGGGAAACCAUAUGGGAAUGAUGGGACAAGCCACAGGUCGACGACAAGUGAUGUUGACAGAUUUGUUUGAAAAGAAGAGUCUUCCCUACACACCUGAUGUGGUUAGCAAGAUGAGCAUUAUGAGCAAAGAAGCCCUACUCAGCGGCGAGUUCGCCUGGCAGCGAUAUGGAACCCUGUACCCGAAGGCCGUUAACAUUAUGCGGAAGCUCAAGGACCUGUAUGACAAUGUUCUUUCUUCAGUGGAUGUCAUUAUAAUGCCCACGACCCUUUUGCCCGCAAACCGCCUCCCAGUUGCCGAAGCAAUGCCAAUGGUUCAAAUGGAAGCUGCGAAAGGGAUGACAGAAAACACUUGCCAAUUUAACGCCACUGGACACCCAGCGCUAGCAAUCCCUAUCGGGUUUGUGCCGGCGCAUGAGGAUAACAACGUGAAGUUACCUGCCAGUAUGCAGAUUGUGGGCAGGUGGCACGAUGAGCUGACUAUCUUGCGUCUUGCAAAUGCAUGGGAGCAAAAUAUUAAAUGGAAGGAAUUUUGA